This is a messenger RNA of Odocoileus virginianus texanus, 10561 nucleotides long. Lineage: Eukaryota; Metazoa; Chordata; Mammalia; Artiodactyla; Cervidae. The record is from RefSeq and is a predicted model, not a curated record.
GUCUAAUGGCCUCCUAAUUAAGGACUUCUAGUCCACAAUAAGUUUAUAAUCAGGAAUUGUCCCACAGGAAGAAAAGGAAAGGACAAACAGCACAGAGGAAAGUCACUUUUGCAUUGAGAACUGGCCAGCCUCGAGGAUGGAAGGCAGAAGACCUUUCCAACAUACGAAGAGCCAAAAGAGUACCUUUUAGUGUUUGUUUUGAUUCUAUUUGCCUGUAACCCGGCAACUGGACCCAGAUGCCAGGAGCCCAAAGAGAACACUGCUGGUGACUGGUGUAUGGAAAGAAAAAGAAUUACUUUUGUUUCCUUACUUUUAUGGUUCUUCUCAAGAUUAUUGGAGAGCUCUCUGGUAGAAAAGCAGGUGAAAUUCUUCACUCCUCCAAAGAGAAAAAGCAAGAGUAUAAACUAUUUGAGAGUAGAAGCCAGGUCUUCAACAUUGUUGUAUUUGUGGUAAGAACAGUUACAUCGGAGGUGAUUUCUGAUGCUCACUGAGGUAUGGAACUGAUGCUCCAAAAAGACAGAUGCCUGCACUCUAUGGGAAACACCUGUGCAAGACGUGAAGCAACAGUCUUUCAAUAUAUUGAGUUUCAUAUCGUCAGAAAGGUAUAAAGGAGCAUCAGAGCUUUCGUUCACACAACAGAUAAAGGUUCCUAAUGUGAGAGAGUAGACCCAGAUGAUGGAGGUGCUUCAGUGUGAUGGCUGUGACUUCAGAGCUCCGUCUUAUGAAGAUCUCAAGGCGCACAUCCAGGAUGUCCACACGGCAUUUCUGCAGCCGACGGACGUUGCUGAAGACAAUGUGAAUGAGUCACGAUCUGGGUCCAUAAAUGCCAGUAACCAGACAGAGGUGGAGUUUUCAUCUAUAAAGGAUGAAUUUGCGAUUGCAGAGGACUUAACAGGUCAAAAUGCAGCCGCCUUGGGGACUGGAAGUUACUAUGGCCAUAGUCCAGGAUAUUACAGUCAGCAUAUUGCCCCUAAUCCCAAACCAACAAACAAGUUUUUUCAAUGCAAGUUCUGUGUGCGCUACUUCAGGUCAAAAAACCUCCUCAUUGAACACACUAGAAAGGUCCACGGAGCUCAAGCUGAAGGGAGUUCAGCCGGACCCCCUGUUCCAGGAUCCUUAAAUUAUAAUAUCAUGAUGCAUGAGGGAUUUGGAAAGGUCUUCUCUUGCCAGUUUUGCACAUACAAGUCACCAAGGAGGGCAAGAAUAAUUAAGCAUCAGAAGAUGUAUCACAAAAACAAUUUGAAGGAGACCACUGCUCCCCCCCCUGCCCCUGCUCCAAUGCCAGACCCGGUGGUCCCACCCAUGUCCCUGCAGGACCCCUGCAAGGAACUGCCAGCGGAGGUCGUGGAGCGCAGCAUCUUAGAAUCCAUGGUCAAGCCGCUGACCAAGUCUCGAGGCAACUUCUGCUGUGAGUGGUGCAGCUAUCAGACCCCCCGCCGAGAACGCUGGUGUGACCACAUGAUGAAGAAGCACCGCAGCAUGGUCAAGAUCCUGUCCAGUCUCAGGCAGCAGCAAGAAGGGACGAGUGUGCCUGAGGCGCAGAACAAGAACGACCUCAGCCCCACUUCUAACUCCGCCUAUAUGUCCAUGAAUGCUGCCAGCCGGGAGUUACCCAACACUAACGUCUCCAGCUUCAGGGGCUCCAUCGGCAACUCCAUCAUGAGACCCAAUUCUUCUUCCACUUCCAAGUUUUCGCCCAUGUCUUACCCUCAGAUGAAGCCGAAGUCACCUCACAAUUCUGGCCUUGUGAACUUGGCAGAGAGAUCCCGGUACGGAAUGCCCGAGAUGACCAAUUCUGCUGCUGACCUGGAAACGAAUAGCAUGCUGAAUGAUUCCAGUUCCGAUGAAGAGUUAAAUGAGAUAGACAGUGAAAAUGGCUUGAAUGCUAUGGAUCACCCGACGGCAGGCAUGUCUGCAGAGCAGCUGAUGGGCUCAGAUGGCAACAAAUUAUUGGAGACCAAGGGGAUCCCGUUUAGAAGAUUCAUGAAUAGGUUCCAGUGCCCCUUUUGUCCUUUCCUCACCAUGCAUCGACGUAGUAUUUCCCGUCACAUAGAAAACAUCCACUUAUCUGGAAAGACAGCUGUCUACAAAUGUGAUGAAUGUCCGUUUACUUGCAAGAGCUCGUUAAAACUUGGGGCUCACAAACAGUGUCACACGGGUACCACGUCAGAUUGGGAUGCUGUGAAUUCGCAGAGUGAAGGCAUCUCCUCAGCCCCACCCCUGCACCCCUACAAGUGCACCAUGUGUAAUUACUCCACCACGACUCUGAAAGGGCUGCGAGUUCAUCAGCAGCACAAACACUCUUUCUGCGACAACUUGCCAAAAUUCGAGGGGCAGCCCUCAAGCCUGCCGUUGGACAGCGAGACAGACAGCCACCCCUCUUCCAGCAACACUGUGAAGAAAAGUCAGACCUCAAUUCUUGGGUUGUCCUCCAAGAACAAUUUUGUCGCCAAGGCCUCUAGGAAGCUCGCUAACGACUUUCCGCUCGACUUGUCGCCCGUGAAGAAGAGGACCAGGAUUGACGAGAUAGCAAGCAACCUGCAGAGCAAAAUUAACCAAACAAAACAGCAGGAGGAUGCGGUGAUCAACGUGGAGGAUGACGAGGAGGAAGAAGAGGACAAUGAAGUGGAGAUCGAGGUGGAGCUGGACAGGGAGGAAGAGCCGCCGGAGCCCGUCCUGGAGGUGCCCACGCCCUUCUCUGCCCAGCAGAUCUGGGCAAGAGAGGCCCCUGAGCCCCCAAAGGAGCCCAACUUCAGAACUGUCGCCCAUGAUUACAAUGCCACCAAUGGGGCUGAAAUAGAGCUCACCCUUUCUGAAGAUGAAGAGGAUUACUACGGCUCCUCCACCAACAUGAAAGAUCACCAGGUUUCCAAUACCACUCUGCUGAACACCCAGACUCCUAUCUACGCAACUGAGCACAAUAAUGAAAAUACCGACUUUAGUGACUCGGGAAGGCUUUAUUAUUGCAAACACUGUGACUUUAACAACAAAUCUGCCCGGAGCGUCAGCACCCACUACCAGCGCAUGCACCCAUACAUUAAGUUCAGCUUCAGGUACAUCUUGGACCCCAACGAUCACAGUGCAGUGUACCGGUGCCUGGAAUGCUACAUUGAUUACACCAACUUCGAAGACCUGCAGCAGCAUUACGGCGAACACCACCCAGAAGCCAUGAAUGUCCUCAACUUUGACCAUUCGGACCUGAUCUACCGGUGUCGGUUUUGUUCCUACACAAGCCCGAACGUCCGAAGCCUGAUGCCACAUUACCAAAGAAUGCAUCCCACCGUGAAGAUUAACAAUGCCAUGAUCUUUUCGAGCUACGUGGUGGAGCAGCAGGAGGGGCUAGGCACGGAAUCCCAGACGCUACGGGAGAUCCUGAAUUCAGCUCCGAAGAACAUGGCCACGUCCACUCCCGUGGCCCGUGGUGGCGGUAUGCCAGCUCCGUUCCCCAAAAACACUCCUUCCAAGACCUUUCCUCCAGAAUGUGAAAAUCAGAAGGACCCCUCGGUCAACACCGUGGUCGUGUACGACUGUGACGUUUGCUCCUUCGCGAGUCCGAACAUGCACUCUGUGUUGGUUCAUUAUCAGAAGAAACACCCGGAAGAAAAGGCUUCCUACUUUAGGAUCCAGAAAACCAUGCGAAUGGUGUCUGUGGACAGGGGCUCUGCCCUUUCUCAGUUAUCAUUUGAGGUGGGUGCUCCAAUGUCUCCCAAAAUGUCCACCAUGGGUUCCCCACCCCCCCCACAACCCCCGCCAGACCUCAGUGCUGACCUUUACUACUGCAAACACUGUUCCUACAGCAAUCGGUCAGUUGUGGGCGUCCUUGUCCACUACCAGAAAAGACACCCAGAAAUAAAGGUUACUGCCAAAUAUAUCAGACAGGCUCCUCCCACAGCUGCAAUGAUGAGAGGGCCGGAGGGGCCCCAUGGCUCCCCCCGGUCAUCCGCCCCUAUGCAACAGCUCAACCGGAGCAGCUCCGAGAGAGAUGGCCCUCCCGUGGAGAAUGAGAUGUUUUUUUGCCAGCACUGUGAUUAUGGGAACCGGACGGUCAAAGGUGUCCUCAUUCAUUAUCAGAAGAAGCACCGAGACUUCAAGGCCAACGCGGACGUGAUCCGGCAGCACACGGCCACCAUCCGAAGCCUCUGCGACCGCAACCAGAAGAAGCCUGCCAGCUGCGUGCUGCUCUCCCCCUCGGGUGUGGAGCGGGACAAAACAAAAUUGCGAGCGCUCAAGUGUAGGCAGUGCUCGUACACCUCCCCCUACUUUUAUGCCCUGAGGAAGCAUAUCAAGAAAGACCACCCAGCCCUGAAGGCCACGGUCACGUCCAUCAUGCGAUGGGCAUUUCUAGAUGGCUUGAUAGAAGCUGGCUACCACUGCGAGUGGUGCAUCUAUUCCCAUACAGAGCCAAGUGGUUUGCUCCUACAUUACCAAAGGAGGCACCCCGAGCAUUACGUGGAUUACACCUACAUGGCCACCAAGCUCUGGGCGGGGCCAGACCCGUCCCCUCCCUCUCUCACUAUGCCAGCUGAAGCCAAAACGUACAGAUGCAGAGACUGUGUUUUCGAAGCCCUCUCCAUCUGGGACAUCACCAAUCACUACCAAGCAUUCCACCCUUGGGCCAUGAACGGGGACGAGUCGGUGCUGCUGGAUAUCAUCAAGGAGAAAGAUGCCGUGGAGAAUCCCAUGCCUUCCUCUGAAGACCUGGUGGGCCCUGUGAGUUGUGAAAACAGUCUGCCCGGCCCGCUCCCUGAGCAGGAAGGCGAAUGCCCCGAGGAUGCCAGGCUUUCCCCUGAAAAGACCAUCCAGCUUGCCUCAGCUAACCCCGCCAUCUCCUCCACCCCAUACCAGUGUACCGUGUGUCAGUCUGAAUAUAACAACCUGCAUGGCCUCCUGACCCACUAUGGGAAGAAGCACCCAGGCAUGAAGGUGAAGGCUGCCGACUUUGCCCAGGACAUCGAUAUCAACCCCGGCGCUGUCUACAAAUGCAGGCACUGCCCUUAUAUCAACACCCGCAUCCACGGGGUCCUGACCCACUACCAGAAGCGACAUCCGUCCAUCAAGGUGACCGCAGAGGACUUCGUGCACGACGUGGAGCAGUCCACGGAUAUAGCCCAGAACGACGUAGAGGAAACGAGCAGGAUCUUCAAGCAAGGGUAUGGGGCCUACCGCUGCAAACUGUGUCCCUACACACACGGCACUUUGGAGAAGCUCAAGAUCCACUAUGAGAAGUACCACAACCAGCCGGAAUUCGAUGUCUUUUCCCAGUCGCCCCCGAAGCUGCCCAUGUCCCUCGAGCCGGAGAUAACCACUGAAGUGAGCCCCUCCCAGGUAUCGGUGACCGAGGACGAGGCGGGAGAGGAGCCCGUGUCCACGUCUCACUUCGCUACCUCGCACCUGGUGUCCCACACUGUGUUCCGGUGCCAGCUCUGCAAGUACUUCUGCUCCACGCGGAAGGGCAUCGCCCGGCACUACCGCAUCAAACACAACAACGUGCGCGCCCAGCCCGAGGGCAAGAACAACCUCUUCAAGUGCGCCCUCUGUGCCUACACCAACCCCAUCCGCAAAGGGCUGGCUGCCCACUACCAGAAGCGCCACGACAUCGACGCCUACUACACCCACUGCCUGGCGGCCUCCAGAACCAUCAGCGACAAGCCCAACAAGGUGAUCAUCCCGUCGCCGCCCAAGGAUGACUCCCCGCCACUCAGCGAAGAGCUGCGGCGCGCCGUGGAGAAGAAGAAGUGCUCUCUCUGCGCCUUCCAGUCCUUCAGCAAGAAGGGCAUCGUGUCCCAUUACAUGAAGCGCCACCCGGGGGUCUUCCCCAAGAAGCAGCACGCCAGCAAGCUAGGGGGCUACUUCACCGCGGUCUACGCUGACGAGCAUGAGAAGCCGCUGCUGAUGGAAGAUUCGGAAGAGAGAGGCGCCUUCGAGAAAGCCGAGAUGGAAGGAAACGAAGGGCAGGACAUCGAGUGGCUCCCGUUCCGCUGCAUCAAGUGCUUCAAGCUGUCCUUCAGCACGGCCGAGCUGCUGAGCAUGCACUACACCGACCACCAUAGCCGGGACCUCAAGAGGGACUUCGUCAUCCUGGGCGGCGGCCCCCGGCUGCAGGGCUCCGCCUACCAAUGCAAGCAUUGCGAGAGCAAACUGCAGAGCACCGCCGAGCUGACCUCGCACUUGAACAUUCACAAUGAGGAAUUCCAGAAGCGUGCCAAACGUCAGGAGAGGCGGAAACAGCUUUUGAGCAAGCAGAAAUAUGCAGAUGGUGCUUUUGCAGAUUUCAAACAAGAGAGGCCUUUUGGUCACUUAGAAGAGGUGCCAAAGAUCAAGGAGAGGAAGGUGGUGGGCUACAAGUGUAAAUUCUGUGUGGAAGUGCAUCCGACGCUCCGAGCCAUCUGCAACCACCUCCGCAAGCACGUCCAGUACGGCAGCGUCCCCUCCGUGUCCGCCGCCGUGAAGGGGCUGCGUUCUCAUGAGAGGAGCCAUCUGGCCCUGGCCAUGUUUACCCGCGAGGACAAGUACAGCUGCCAGUAUUGCUCCUUUGUUUCUGCUUUCAGGCACAAUUUGGAUCGCCAUAUGCAAACCCACCACGGACACCACAAACCAUUCCGAUGCAAACUCUGCUCCUUCAAAUCCUCCUACAACAGCCGGCUGAAGACACACAUCCUCAAAGCUCAUGCUGGUGAGCACGCCUACAAGUGUUCGUGGUGCUCCUUUUCCACCAUGACAAUCAGCCAGCUGAAGGAACACUCCCUCAAAGGCCACGGAAAAGCCCUGACCCUCCCCAGGCCGCGGAUUGUCAGCCUCCUCUCCUCACACGCCCACCACGCCUCCCAAAAAGCCAGCCCGGCCGAAGAAGUGGAAGAUUCCAAUGACUCAUCCUACUCUGAGCCUCCAGAUGUUCAGCAGCAGUUGAACCACUAUCAGUCCGCUGCUCUGGCGAGAAACAACAGCCGUGUGAGCCCUGUGCCUCUUUCUGGGGCCGCGGGGGGCGCUGAGCAGAAAACGGAAGCCAUUCUUCACUGCGAAUUCUGUGAAUUCUCCUCUGGCUAUAUCCAGAGCAUCAGGCGCCAUUACAGGGACAAGCACGGAGGGAAGAAGCUCUUCAAGUGCAAAGACUGCUCCUUUUACACAGGCUUUAAAUCUGCUUUUACUAUGCACGUGGAAGCCGGGCAUUCGGCGGUCCCCGAGGAGGGCCCCAAAGAUCUCCGCUGUCCUCUCUGCCUCUAUCACACCAAAUACAAACGCAACAUGAUCGACCACAUUGUGCUGCACCGAGAAGAGCGGGUUGUCCCCAUUGAAGUGUGCCGGUCCAAACUGUCCAAAUACUUGCAGGGAGUAGUUUUCCGCUGUGAUAAGUGUACCUUCACCUGCUCCAGUGACGAGAGCCUCCAGCAGCACAUAGAAAAGCACAAUGAACUGAAACCUUACAAGUGCCAGCUCUGCUACUAUGAGACCAAGCACACGGAGGAACUGGACAGCCACCUUCGGGACGAGCAUAAGGUAAGCCGAAACUUUGAGCUAGUUGGACGGGUUAACUUGGAUCAGCUGGAACAGAUGAAGGAGAAGAUGGAGAGUUCCAGCAGUGAUGAUGAAGACAAGGAAGAAGAAAUGAACAGCAAGGCUGAUGACAGAGAUCUCUUGAGGUUUUCUGACCGUGGGGCUGCUAUCAACACUGAGAAGCGUUUUCCGUGUGAAUUUUGCGGACGGGCGUUUUCCCAGGGCUCUGAGUGGGAAAGGCACGUGCUGAGACACGGCAUGGCAUUGAAUGACACCAAGCAGGUGAGCCGAGAAGAAAUCCACCUGAAGGGUAACGUGGAGGACAGUAUUAAGAUGCCCUCUAUAGAGGAAAAGGAAGAUGAUGAAGCAAUCGGGAUAGACUUUUCCCUAAAGAACGAACCAGUAGCCAUCUGUGUCGUAGCUGCUGACAAAUCUCUCCUGGAGAAUGCGGAGGCCAAAAAAGAAUAAGCGUUUGGUGAAAUUCUUAAUCACCCCUUACUUGAACCGCGAUGAAAAAGAAAAGUGGGAGGGCCAGCUUGGGCUGAGAAGGGGGGGACAGAAAAAAGAAGACAGAACAAAGCUGCUUUUUAGGACUGAACAAUCUAUUUUCAAAGCACUGGUACCUGUGUGAGUGAGUAUGUAAAUUAAAGUUAUUUAAAUGGUUGGAAUAUGUGGCUCCUUUUCCAUCACUACGUCUUUCCUUCCGGAUCUUCAUCGUGGAAGUUUCGUUUGUUGCGGAAGCAACGGAAGCACCUCCCUUGCACAUCUGUGCACUGUGGUGGUCUUGGACCGUAUGUGGAAAGAGAAGCUCCGUGACAGUAGAAGACUUCUCUUAGGGGAACAACUUUUUGACGCACAACUUUUGGUGCGUUUUUCUAGUUUUAAUACCUUAAGCUUUUUCAAGACCUAACUGCAGCCGCUUUGGGAAAAAACAAACAGAAAAAAAAAAAACAAAAAAACAAACAAACAAAAAAACAAAACAAAAAAAACUGCUUUGCAUAAAACAGUCACCUGUUUCCUAGUACCUCAAACUUAACCAAGGGAAUUCUCUGCAUUUGUCAGUACUACCUGUCGUCAUUGUGGUUAAAUGUAGAGAGAACUGCUGGGCAAGAUGGUGAAUGGAGAAAAAAAAAAAAGAGUUUUAAAGAAAGGAACACAAAUUGUGCUUAAAAUCCCCACGUGGGUUUUAUUUCUUAAAAUACUGUGAUUUUUUUAAUUAUUUUAGUAAAAAACAAGACAAAAAAAAAGAAACAGACUUUAAUUAUUAGAUAAAUGUUUGUGAAUUGUCAUCCUUUAUUCCAGGUAAGCUGUUUAUUAGUGUUCAACUAUAAUUUAGAAUUUGGUAGAUUUCAUGUGAGCUAAUUUUAAGGUGACUUUGGAGUUUUGUUUGCCACAUGUUUAUUUUCUAUCAGUUUGAGUGUUACAAACACAGCACAAUUCAGUUUUUCAUAUAAAUUGUUUUUUGUGUGUGUGUUGUUAUUGUUGUUUUGAUUUGGGGGCAAGGGAGAUUUAGUUUUUUGUGAAUAGGAAUGUUUUUAUUUUAAACAUGGAAAUAACAAAGAAGUUAACAUUUUUUUUAAUUUAACUAAAGAACCAAACUUUUCGGCACCUCUAUGCAGCUUGUGGGCCAGAUGAGGAAGUCCUCUUCACCCUUUUGUUGCUGUCAAAUUUACACAUUAUCCGUCUCACACAAAUAAUCUCUGUUAGGAUGGGCUGGCUUUUGUGUGUGAUUUCUAAAUCUGUGUUCUGAUUUUGUUUGCAUUGUGGGUUUUUUUUGGGGGGGGGGAUUCUCAUUUAUUUUUUGGGACAAAGGGAUGUGCUCAAAUCCCAUCCCUUUGGUGAGAGUGUUCAAGAAAUGCUUAUAUCCUACAAGGAGCCUGGAGAACUACUUUUUUUUUUUUUUAAUCUAGCUGCCAGCUGCUCUGUUUCCCCAUAUUAGCUUUUUCAGGAGGGAGCAGCUUAGACGAAAUCUAAGUCUACAUUUAUAAUGCGUUCUGAUUGUGAACAAAGGGUUUCGUUCCAAAAAAGUAGAACUUUCCUUGAAUCCUAGGUUUUAGAAGCCUGUGUGUGAGAGAGCUUGGAUGUGUGUGUGUGGAUGUGUGUGUGUGUGUGCGCGAGUCCUUUGGUUUUCAUGUUUUGUUUUUUUUUGUUUUGUUUUGUUUUGUUUUUUACUUGGAAGGGUUGGGGGAGGGGGGAGAAAGGGAAGGGAAUUGCUGAGAUGACAGUGUCCCACACAGCUUCAAAUAAAAUCCAUGGAAAGAUAUUGCAUUUGUGGAAUAAGUGCUUACUUGAAAAGCAUGUUCUUCUUUUAUUUUCUUGCUGUUAAGAAUUUUUAUUUGUGGGUGUUUGUUUUAAUUUAAGUUUUUUUUUAGGGAUGGGGGCCAUCAUGUGGAAACCAGAAUAUGGGGGAAAGUAUCUAGACAAAAGAUUCAUUUUGUGUCCAUAUUUGUUUUUAAUUGGCCUCAUUUCAAAUGUGCUAAACAGUUCCAUACCUGGAUUGGGUGUUUGUAAUGGUUACCAAAAAAGAAAAAGAAAAAAAAAGAAGAAAAAAGGAAAGAAAAAAGGAAAAAAAGAAAAUAAUUGUGACAUGCUUUUAUCACUACUUUAUUUUUCAAAUAACAUGUAAAUAUUGUAAUCCAUUGGAUUUUGUUUUGCUAACCUGUUAAUAAAAAUAUGGGACCAUUAUCCUUUUAACAAGGCUAGAAUGUCAUUUUUUUUUCUUUUUUCAAACAUAUACCUGAUAUUUUGUGGCCGCACAUUUUGGAUGCAUUAUUAUAAUUCUGUUGACUGUAAUGACAUAGAAUUUACAACUUUUUUUUGUUUAAUUUAUACAGAGGACAUUUUUUUUUUCAGAGCUUGAGAGAAGAAAAUAAAUAGGAAAAUGAUAACCUAUUGACUCCAAUAAUCAGUGUUUCCCAAAACUUGAUAAAAGAUAGGGAGAUCCUGAGUUCUUGAAGCCAAGGGUUUAAAAAAAACAACAGAAAACACACAAGUAGGUUAUUCAAGUUGUUUGCAACAUACAUUUUGUAAUGAAAUGUGAGAAAUUAAUAAAGAAUUUUUUUCACAUGUG